AUGGGCCAUUGCUUUCCAAUUCCUACCUGCUCCAGAAGCAUGGUUUGGGCCUCGGGGUCAUUGAUGUCCAAAAGUAUAUAUGUCGGACCUUCACAGAUCAGGAACUGUAUGAUUACGUCCUCUUCGACAAUGGUGGUGACUCGGUCAGCACUUUUGAGACGGUCCUCAAAGUCACAUAGGGGGAACCACCAGAAUUUGCACAUGGAUCUCCUGAAGUCAUGCUCCAAGCCAACAAUUCGCUGCGUGAAUUAAUGGGCAAGUACGGUCCCAGACUAGUGUCUAGCUUCUCAGUGAGCAGGCACUUUCAGAACGGUGGCACACGAAACCCUGACAAUCAGAUUGGUUACAUCCAGUUCACUGGGAAGGACAUUGAAAGGGCAAAGGGAAAAUUUGUUCGACUUGACGGGGGGAAAUUUGACGAGGACAACGUCGAAGUUGAGUUAGAGCAAUAUCUCGAAGGCCAAAGCGACCCCAAAAAGAAGCUUUUUGCUGUGCCCCCCACCGACCAACGCAGCCACGACGGGCCCGGAAGCUCGGGCCAGGUCGCCGCAUCCACACAGAGAGAUGCAGCGAAGAAGAAAUCUGUGGAGGGGAAACAUUCAAUGGUACUGUUGGGUGGCCGUCACGGCGCAAGUGAGAACAAGGACUACUUUUUGCUUCAAAAUUGGUGGAGCGCUAUGCAACUUGUGGAGGUUGAUGUGGACUAUUUGGAAAAGUCUGGUGCAUCUCUUUACUUCGUCAAGCCAGAACGCUUCGACCGCGUAAGUGAAGUGAACUUGGAAGAGUGCUACUCCAUGAAUCGCUACAUGGUAGCUGAGGCGUACAAUUUGGAUAGGGCGGAUACCAAACAUGGCUGCUUCAACCGGACCCCACGGGAACGCAACUAGGCGAAGGUUGGGAAAAUUGGUGGCGCUGUGAGCAAUGGAACUCAGUAGUACGAUGAGUCGACCCAGCACUAACAGCAACAAUAGAAUUGUGUUACUCAUGUCGAUUCGAUUGCCUUCGUUUGGUCAACAGCAACGAGAAGAGGCG
Messenger RNA from Seminavis robusta, 1032 nucleotides. Lineage: Eukaryota; Bacillariophyta; Bacillariophyceae; Naviculales; Naviculaceae. The record is from the annotation of a GenBank genome assembly.